AUGUCACAGGACGGCGAGGGUUUUUGCUCUCCAUCCCUUGCCCUGGGCCAGGCCCAUCAGCUGGCUGAGCUGGAGCCGCAGGUGGUGUGUGAUCCGCCGCUUGAGGAAGGGAGGUGGCGCGCACGGAAGAGGAAGCACCCGGCGGAGCUUGAGCAGCUACAGCAGCUGGUGCAUGCACAGCAUCCUUUAGGGCUGCAUACCAUGACCAGGCCAGAUCCUGGGGACGGGGAUAGGGAUCCAGAUGUGCUCUCUAUUGCAGCCUCUGACAGUUUGGAAGGUCUGCACGACCCCCAGUCCGAGGAGGAUGAUCAGUCGCUCUCUGACUUGGGGGAUGCUUCUGUGCCUGAGCAGUUGGACCCUUCUGAUAGAGCUGUGAUUGCGAGGGUGGCAGCACGCGCACAGCUGUCCUGCCAAGCUCCGCUUCCAGCUACUUCAGUGUUCGACAGGGGCUCACGGUGGCGCAGGUCAGACGGGCUCCCUGUCCUUCCUGACUUUAUGUCAGAGCUGCAGGCAUCAUGGAGCGCUCCUAGCUCUACAGCCCUUCCGAGAUCCCAGCUGGCCAACCUUACAGGGGCGGAUGCUCAUGGGGUGGCCACAGCGCCCCGAGUGGGCCCCACCUUUGCUAUUGUUAGCAGCCGCUGUGGCAAGGGCUGCAGGGAUGCCACUCACCCUAACAGACGCUGCAGGACGACUGAUAACCAGCUCUGCAGAGCUUAUCAUGCCUCAGCUCUGGCGGCCAGUGCACAUGCCAAAGCCCUUGGUCAGUCGAUGGCCUCCAUGGUCCAGGCACGGCGCCAAGUCUGGCUGUCGCAGUCUAAUCUGUCCGACCAGGACUGCAUUGCUGUGCUGGCGGCUCCAGUGGUGCCUGGAGAGGUCUUUGGUCCGCCCUGUGAGGCGGCCUUGGAACAUGGAACUGCUCACCUUGGGGGCACCAGGCCUCAGUCAGCUGGUGGUCGGAUCGUCGCUGACGGAUGCCAGCCUCCGGCCUCACACUUCACUCCUCAGCACCUUGCUCACUGGCGCCAGUGUACUCAGUGCCCUUGGGUGCUAAAUACGCUGGAGUCAGGGUACAGACUCCAGUUCAGAACCAGACCACCUCCAUUUUUGGGAAUCGUUCCUACUUUCCUGCACGACAGGACAGGUUGUCAAUCCCGCGUGACAGAGGUCGCGGCCCUUCUACAGAAGGGGGCAAUAACACCCGUCCCCAGCGGCGAGGCGCACAAAGGUUUUUAUUCAACCUAUUUCCUGGUUCCAAAGAAGGACAGCAGCCUGUGUCCUAUCUUGAACCUGAAGGAGUUCAAUUACUUCCUGAAACGCCUGCCCUUCCAUAUGCUUCGUCUGUCACGCCUUCUAUCAUCUGUAAGGCGCGGGGACUGGUUCACUGCAGUGGACCUGCACGACGCGUACUUCCACAUUCCCAUACACAGGGGCCACAGGAAGUACCUCCGUUUUUUCUUUCAAGGCAACGCCUACGAGUACAACGUCCUCCCAUUCGGCCUGUCCUUGUCUCCUCGCACCUUCACAAAGUGCAUGGAGGCAGCGCUGGCCCCUCUGCGUCGCCAGGGGAUUCAUAUCUUGAAUUACCUGGACGACUGGUUGAUUUGCUCCCCAACCGAACAUCAGGCUCAGCUCGACACCAUGACAGUGUUGAGCCACCUCGAAAACCUGGGGCUGGCUGUAAACAGGGAGAAUGGUUGCCUUAUUCCAUCCCAGCGGGUGGAAUAUUUAGGUUUGGUUCUGGAUUCGGCCUUGCUCAGAGCUGUCCUGACCCAGAAGAGAACAGUGGUGCUGAUGGAGAGCUUGUCGCAGUUAACUGUGGGCAAGCACAUUACAGUGAAGUGUACCUGAAGGCUGUUGGGCCUCAUGGCAGCAGCAUCCCAGGUGGUGCCCCUAGGGUUGCUUCACAUGCGGCCUCUGCAGCGUUGGCUUGCCAGGCACAGAGUGAGCCCCCACGAGGAUGGCCUGAGGGCUAUCCCGGUGUCCUCGACUUGUCUUCCGGCAGUGGCAUGGUGGACCACUGCCCUGGGCCUCAGGGAAGGUGUUCCGUUGGGUCCAGUGUGUUCAAGGGUGACCAUAACUACGGACGCCUCAGAGGCAGGCUGGGGAGCCCUAUAUAGGAACCACCCAGCCCGCGGCUGUUGGGCCCCUUUGGAGGCAGUGUAUUGGGCCUUGGUGCAUUUCCUUCUGGUAAUUCGGGGGAAGCAUGUGUUGGUCCGCACCAACAAUUCAACCGUGGUCGCUUACAUCAACCACCAAGGGGGGCUGCGGUCAAGGUCCCUGCACGACUGGACGCACAAAAUCCUCCUCUGGGCUCAUGCUCAGGGUGUGUCCCUGAAAGCCAUUUACUUGCCAGGAGUGGCGAAUGUGGCAGCAGAUCUCCUGUCCAGGGGUGGCCCCCAGCCAGGGGAGUGGCGACUUCACCCACAGGUUGUGAAGGCCAUUUGGGCUCGGUUCGGGGAGGCCCAGGUAGACCUCUUUGCCACACAGGAGACCACUCAUUGCCCGCUGUGGUACUCCAUAGCGGGUCCGGUGGGGACUUUGGGGGUGGACACUAUUUCACAUCAGUGGCCCCAGGGCCUGCUGUAUGCUUUUCCCCCCUUUCCACUCAUACCAGUGGUAUUGGCCAGGGUAGAGAUGAUGGAGGCCAGGGUUCUGCUUGUGGCCCCGAACUGGCCACAUCAGCCGUGGAUGGCGACCUUGCAGAGGCUGUUGGCAGGGACCCCUUGGUGCCUCCCAGUCAGGCCAGACAUGCUGUCACAGGCUUGGGGAGAACUCUGGCACCGGAAUCCGGGAGUUUACAGGUUACAUGCCUGGCCCUUGGACAGGAGCCACCCUGCAGCUUGA
Messenger RNA from Seriola dumerili (greater amberjack), 2844 nucleotides. RefSeq lists its product as uncharacterized. NCBI's taxonomy places the organism in Eukaryota, Metazoa, Chordata, Actinopteri, Carangiformes, Carangidae. The record is from RefSeq and is a predicted model, not a curated record.